GUCUUCCUGGUUCCCAUCAUGCCUCGUAAUCAUGGCGGCCGCCGUAAUUUCAUAACAUUUGUAUGACGUCGGCGUUACCGGGUGGAUUAUUGCAGCUCUCGGCGCGGCAGUGUGCUGUUAUUGUUGCUUUAAGGGGAGAUUGUGAGCCAUGCCUAAAUAUUACGAGGACAAAGAGGAGGACGGCAGAGCCUGCGCCGGCAUCAGGGAGGACUUCAAGGCUUGUCUCCUUCAGCACGACUGUGUGGUGAAGGAGGGUAAGAUGCCCAGUGAGUGUCUGAAGGAAGGCCACUGCAAAGCCCUGCAGACGUCGUUCUUCGAGUGCAAGCGGUCUAUGCUGGACACGAGGUCAAGAUUCAGAGGGAGGAAAGGCUACUGAGGACCCAGCGCAGCGUCUGACUUGGCUGCGUCGUCGAGCAGAGACCAGAUUGAACCGCUGCAUCUAUUUGUACUGAUUGAAAUCAAUGCUGCGGCGUGUGAGACGGCGCAUCUUCAGAACUAUCGGUGCCUCAUCUGCAGCGCAGGCGGGGGAAUAGCGGCAGCAAGCCACAGAAUGUGAAAGAUCCCGCGGCAGGAGCACGCGUUGACCUUUAUUAACACGUGGGGCUGGAAAAAGACGAGAGCUCUUAUUGGUUGGAGCAUUUAGCGUGUUUUUUUUUUUCUUGUUAUUUUGGAUGAGUGUGUGAUUUUGAAUGGAAAAUGCCAAUUUAAAUAAAUGAUGAAAGUCAAA
This is a messenger RNA of Fundulus heteroclitus (mummichog), 727 nucleotides long. RefSeq names its product cytochrome c oxidase assembly factor 5. The record is from RefSeq and is a predicted model, not a curated record. Gene Ontology annotation, cellular component: mitochondrion. Gene Ontology annotation, biological process: mitochondrial respiratory chain complex IV assembly. The transcript has 3 exons. Lineage: Eukaryota; Metazoa; Chordata; Actinopteri; Cyprinodontiformes; Fundulidae. The coding region runs from base 149 to 376 and encodes 75 amino acids.